CUUGACAUCAUGGGUGCCGGCGCGACAUUUCCAAAGGCCCUUUACACUGACGCGAUCUUUGCAUAUCGUUUCGUACAGUCAGAUGUCUCGAUCACAUACUUGGACACUGGAUCAUGGGGAGGAAAGUCGAGAAUCAAAGACGGAGAUAAACAGACACCGGACGAGUAUGGACAGCCGUACAACAUAGACUUUGCUGGCUCAGAUUCCCUGCUGUCAAACAGUGAUUAUGCUUCAUAUCCUGAUCUGCAGAUGUAUCCUGCCGUUGCUGGGGCAGUAGUUCCCAUCUACAACUUGCCUGAGCUCAUGGAAGCGAAGAUUUCCCUGGUGCUAAAGACGCGGACUGUCGCAAAGAUCUUUGCAGGUGAAAUCAGGUAUUGGAACCACAAGGACAUCAUUGCUGAUAAUAGCAACAGUCCCAUUUCAAGCAAGGUUCUCCAGGGUCUGAACACAACCAUCAAGCUAUUUGUGCGCUACGACAAGUCUGGAACAACCGAAAUAUGGAAGAAGUCUCUUUCAGCAGCCUAUCAGAGCUUCAAGACCAGCAUAGGCGAAGAUUCUUCCAACAAGUGGAACAAAACUGACCCGUCCGUCUACAACAUGCGCGAAGGAAAUGAGGGAGUGGCUUCCGCAGUCUUGGCCACUCCAUACUCCAUGGGAUACUCAGUGCUGGGGAACGCGCUGGACCUUGAGCUUCCUGUGCCUGAGCUCCUGACCGGCACGUCGUCCAAGCCGCGUCGUCUUGUUAAUGAAACCCCUUGCAUUGCAGACUUUGGAAACAAUGGCGACGACCCGGAGCGGCUGACGGCAGACGUUCACGCGGCUUCUGGAUCGCAGGCUUGGCCUAUGGUUGGGUACACCUAUCUGGUCAUGAGGAAGAACACUUUG
Messenger RNA from Guillardia theta CCMP2712, 885 nucleotides. RefSeq lists its product as hypothetical. Gene Ontology annotation, molecular function: phosphate ion binding. The record is from RefSeq and is a predicted model, not a curated record. Gene Ontology annotation, biological process: phosphate ion transmembrane transport. Gene Ontology annotation, cellular component: ATP-binding cassette (ABC) transporter complex. The transcript is spliced from 3 exons. NCBI's taxonomy places the organism in Eukaryota, Cryptophyceae, Pyrenomonadales, Geminigeraceae. The annotation marks the transcript as partial.